Molecule: messenger RNA, 766 nt
Organism: Scylla paramamosain (green mud crab)
Lineage: Eukaryota; Metazoa; Arthropoda; Malacostraca; Decapoda; Portunidae
Product: melanopsin-A-like
Biological process (GO): G protein-coupled receptor signaling pathway; phototransduction; cellular response to light stimulus
Cellular component (GO): plasma membrane
Molecular function (GO): G protein-coupled photoreceptor activity
Source: RefSeq, a predicted model, not a curated record
AUGGCAGGACUGACCGGGAACUGCCUCGUGCUUUGGAUCUUCGGGACUUCGAGGAACCUCCGAGGUGGCACAAACCUCCUGGUCAUGAACCUUGCGCUGGCCGACCUCCUCAUGAUGGCUUCCCAGUCCCCGGAGCAGCCAGAAGAAAAAGUGCUCUCCACAAAGUUAAUGAAAUGGAGCGGUGCAAAUCUGGGAUCUACGGGCUUCUGCGGCGCCCUCUUCGGCACUGUCUCUAUCGUCACGCUGGCACUCAUUGCUUUAGACAGAUACAACGCCAUCGUGAACCCCUACACAGUCACCUUCACCUCACGGCUGCAGGGGUGGCGGCUGAGCUACGAGCGGGCCGUGGCGUGGGCGGCGGGGUCGUGGGCGUACGCGGCGGUGUGGUGUUGUCCGCCCCUCCUCGGCUGGAACCAGUACGUCCUCGAGGGAUUUCUUACCAGUUGCACCUUCGAUUACCUGACGGAGGAGCCCUGGAGUCGCAUCUACGUGUUCCUACUGUUCGUGUUCGCCUACGUGGUGCCGCUCACUGUCAUCACCGUGUGUUACUCCCUCAUCUAUUUUUCCGUCUUCCGCCACGACCAUCUGCUUGUGCGAGAUAACGUGCUGACUAAAAGUACCUGUUGGACCUUACACCGCCGGGAGACACAGCUGGCGCGGGUGGUGGUCAUCUCUGUGCUGUUCUGGGCCCUCGCAUGGACGCCCUAUGCAGAGUAGACUCAAUUGGCGAAACUCAUUGGUAUCCUUUAGUGCUUUGUGUGUUGGU